Messenger RNA from Elgaria multicarinata webbii, 978 nucleotides. Its product is annotated as olfactory receptor 1361-like. Lineage: Eukaryota; Metazoa; Chordata; Lepidosauria; Squamata; Anguidae. Gene Ontology annotation, biological process: G protein-coupled receptor signaling pathway. The transcript has 4 exons. Gene Ontology annotation, cellular component: plasma membrane. The record is from RefSeq and is a predicted model, not a curated record. Bases 1 to 978 code for a protein of 325 amino acids. Gene Ontology annotation, molecular function: G protein-coupled receptor activity; olfactory receptor activity.
AUGGAAAGGGAGCAGGCGAACGACACCAGCUCUGCAGGUUUCGUCCUCCUGGGUCUCUCCGACUCACCAGAGUUCCAGGGGCUCCUCUUCCCCAUCUUCCUCUCCAUAUACCUACUUACCCUGCUGGGGAAUCUCUUGAUCAUCUUGCUGAUUUUCUCCAACAGCAGCCUCUUCCAUGCCCCCAUGUACUUCUUCCUCAACCACCUGUCAUUGGCUGACCUGGGAUUUACUUCUACCACGGUGCCCAAAAUGCUGCAGAUCGUCGUUCCGAAAUCUCUUCAGGCAAACACCAUAUCCUACAAUGGAUGUCUGACCCAGAUGUAUUUCUUGGCAGUCUUUGUAGCCACAGAUAACUUUCUGUUGGCCUCCAUGGCAUAUGAUCGCUAUGUAGCCAUCUGCCGCCCACUACAUUACACUACAAUAAUGAGCCAUAAGCGCUGCCUAGUGUUGGACACUGGGUCUUGGCUCCUGGCUCAAGUCCACUCCCUGUUGUACGUUCCUUUAAUAUCUGGUUUUUCCUUUUGUGCUUCCCGAGAAAUCCCCCAUUUUUUUUUUUGCGAUUUCCACCCUUUACUCCAGCUCUCCUGCUCAGACACCUCAUCUGUUGAAAUGCUGUUUGUUACUGAAGGUACUCCAGCUCUUCUUGGACCACUCAUGCUCAUUCUUCUGUCCUACGCACGCCUAGUGUUCAAGGUUUUGAAGAUCCCAUCAGCUUCUGGGAAGUACAAGGUCAUUUCUACUUGCAGUGCCCACCUCACCAUGGUGGCCUUGUUCUAUGGCACUCUGAUAGGCACCUACAUUCGCCCGUCCUCCACUUACUCUGGCUCUAGGUUAAGAGUGGCAUCUAUAUUCUACACCGUUGUCACCCCUAUGCUCAACCCUUUCAUCUAUAGCAUAAGGAACCGUGAGAUGCAUGAGGCCAUGAAGAGGUUACUGAGGGUUUGGUUUCAGAGGAGGAGAAAACCCUCGGGCCAGUAA